CCGCGUUGUAUUUCGCGUAGUAGUGCAGUUGUUGUGUUGUGGUGUUGCUCUUGUCUCCGCCUUGUCACGAGCCCACGAUUCCAUUUCUUUCUUUCUAAUCCCUACCCAGCACCCCCUCUCUGUCUCUCUCUCUCUCUCUCUCUGAAUCCUCCUGUACAGAAGCCAACAAGACUGAGAAAUAAUAAAAGGGAUAUGUCACCGUCACAGUCACCCUCACCCUCAUCCUCACCCUCUCCGUAUUGAUUCUCAAACCACCAUCCUCCUCUUCGUUGAACCAUUCGUUUACCCUCCCGACCCAAGCAACCUUCCUUUCUUUCUUCUUCUUCUUCUUCUUCUUCUUCUUCGCCUCAUCAAAUUCAUCAUUUUCACUAAGCCCUAAGCCCAUUCUCUUUUUGAAACUCAUCCUACUUUAGCCGAGAACCGGUAAUUAUGAGUCAACUCUUUAGGUCCAAGUCUUGUGGACUUAGAGGGAUAUCAGCGCUGGACUCCACUUCAACAAGCCCUUCAUUAUAUCUGACUGACGACGAAAGCGAAGACGACCAAGUGGAAGAUUAUGACGAUGACGACGACGAUGGCGAUGAAUACUUCGCUAAUCCAAUAUCGACUCCUCUGAUAGUUCCUCCUGAGGGGAGAGAGGGGGUCCCCAGAGAUGAGCGUCCCCAUUUUCCCAUUCUGGAAGUUCUCCUAGCGGCGUUGAGGAGGUCGUUGGUGACAUGCAGCGUGGAGAGGGAGGACAUCUGUUCUAUGGAUAUUAGCUGGCCCACCGAUGUCAGGCAUAUCUCCCACGUUACCUUCGACCGCUAUAACGGCUUUCUCGGUUUGCCUGUUGAGCUCCAGCCUGACGUUCCUGCCAGAGUCCCCAGUGCCAGUGCAAGUGUGUUUGGAGUUUCAGCUGAGUCAAUGCAAUGUUCUCAUGACCAGAGGGGGAACAGUGUCCCAACCGUUCUCCUCAUGAUGCAAAGGCAAUUAUAUUCAGGAAAUGGCCUUCAAGCAGAAGGAAUAUUCCGAAUCAAUGCUGAAAAUAGCCAGGAAGUGUUCGUUCGCAACCAGCUAAACAAGGGUAUUGUACCACAUGGAAUUGAUGUGCAUUGUCUGGCAGGUUUGAUAAAGGCUUGGUUUAGAGAACUUCCUAGAGGGGUGCUAGACUCCCUUACACCAGAGCAGGUGAUGCACUGCAACACAGAAGAAGAGUGCGUUCAACUUGCAAGACUACUGCCACCAACAGAGGCUGCAUUGCUUGAUUGGGCCAUCAAUCUGAUGUCAGAUGUGGUACAGCACGAACAUCACAAUAAGAUGAAUGCCCGCAAUAUUGCAAUGGUCUUCGCACCCAACAUGACUCAGAUGGCAGAUCCCUUGACUGCACUUGUCCACGCGGUACAAGUUAUGAACUUUCUCAAGACACUGAUCAUAAAAACCCUUAGAGAAAGAGAAGAAUCAGUUGCUGAAGCUAUGUUGCUCUCUUCAGGUUCAGAAUCUCCAGGCAACAAGAAUGGCCCCCCAUCACCAAAAUUGAACAGGGAAAUUGGUGCAGGGCCGUGUGAGCAAACAACAAAUGUGUAUGUUGCUGAUGGACACGUCAUCUUAGGAAAUUAUAUAAGAAGUCCAGCUGAAUACAGAUUUGAAAAUGAUAGUGGAGAGAGUUUUUGGAGCUUUCACAGGAAGCCUGAGGUUGAUGAACAACGGAAUUCAACUUCUAGGAAUGGUACACAUGCUAUAUGUGACACGGGCUCUGAAGAGAAUGAGUGCCUAGGUGGGGAUACAGAACGGUUCUUGGACAGGCUGAGUUUAAGAAAGGGAGUGAAGAAACUUUGCAGGCACCCUGUGUUUCAAUUCAGUAAACCAGUCAAGAAAUCUGGAGGCCUUGGUGGUGUAGAUACCAGAGGUGGGGAAGCCUGGGAAUGACGGUAGAUGAUGGAUUUAGGCUUGUAAUUGUGUAUUUGUUGGUAAAAUUCUGAUGUUUCUGAAAGAUGGAAUUUGUUAGAUUGUAGUUGUUUUGGGUAAAACCCUUGUUAAGAAAAUACAUUAAUUGCUGAUGCUGAAGCCUGAA
Messenger RNA from Nelumbo nucifera (sacred lotus), 2047 nucleotides. Its product is annotated as rho GTPase-activating protein 4-like. The record is from RefSeq and is a predicted model, not a curated record. Lineage: Eukaryota; Viridiplantae; Streptophyta; Magnoliopsida; Proteales; Nelumbonaceae. Gene Ontology annotation, molecular function: GTPase activator activity. Gene Ontology annotation, biological process: signal transduction.